AUGACGUCUCCUCCCUCCCUAGACCCUUCCCCUCCCCCAAUCCCCGUUGACACCCAUCCAAACCGCGCCCCCGGGUCCAAGUCUCCUGAGCUUGAACGGUCCCUCCCCGAUCCCAAUCGACUGGCGCCGGAGGAUGCAUAUUUUGCACCCUCACUCUCACGAGUCCGGUCGGCACCAACCAAUUAUGAAGAAAGUUUGCGGGCCUUGAAUGGCGAGAGCGGUGCCCAUCUUGGGUCCGCCGCCGCAUUGCGGAAGAGAGUCGGCGGUGCUGGCAGACGGCGCAGGCGAAAAGGUGCCUGGAAGAAGUUGCUCUGGGUUAAACAAUCCUAUCCGGAUAAUUACACCGAUACGGAGACAUUUCUGGACCAUCUCCAGCGCAAUCCUCGAGUGCGGCCGUAUGAUUUCUGGCCUCUCGUGGCUGAUUCGACUGUGAUUGUGCAACAUGUGUGCUCGGUGGUGAUCUUUGUUUGCUGCUUUGUCGGUAUCGUUCAAGAUCGGGUGAGCCCCGUCUCGAUUGUGUGCUGGGGAAGUGUUGGCACGGCCGUGGGCUGGAUUCUAUGGGACAAUUGGAUCUGGAAGGAGCAUGAGGAAUCCGUGAGAAGCCCAGAUGGAAUCACUGGAGCCGACGACGACUCUAGUUCGGCUUCCAUUGCUAGCGCCGUCAAUGCACCUUCAAGCGACACACAAUUUGAGGGCCCGAAGACCAACGCUAUUCACGGUCUUGGAUUGACUAUGUCUGCAAAUGAAUCAAAAGAGCGAUUUGCUCGUCGCAGUGCAGAUUUCAGCGAGAGCAUCGAUGCAGUCGCUCAUCUGACAGCGCACAGUGCUAUGCCGUCUCCUCCAGACGGCUCUAUUGGCAGUAUGGACGGAGUAGUAUCGCAAGAUACACACCGGGUUUCGAUGCUAUCACCCCGCAACCGCCAGCGACUGACUACAGUCAAGUCAGCAUUCCUUAUCUACUUCGCCCUCCUCGGCCUGAGCCCUAUCUUAAAGUCUCUCACCAAAUCUACCGCCAGUGACUCUAUCUGGGCCAUGAGCUGCUGGCUUUUAAUCAUGAAUAUAUUUUCCUUCGACUAUGGAAGUGGGGAAGGCGCUGGCGCCACCACCAAGUUUCCUGCUUCUUUGUCCACAAACGCAGCUGUGAUGGCCUCGACUGUGCUUGCGUCUCGAUUGCCGUCUACGACCCACGUGUUUAGUCUCAUGCUAUUCUCGAUGGAAGUAUUUGGGCUGUUCCCGAUCUUCCGGCGCCAACUACGGCAGAAGUCAUGGACUGGUCACGUUCUCCUGACACUGGCCCUUGUGAUUGUUGCCGGGGGCGCUGUUGGUGUCACCUUGAGCGGUGGAUGGGCAGCAGCCAUCAUCGGAUCAGCUCUGGGAAGCAUCCUGACCGCGUUUGGCAUGGGCGGCUGCAGUUGGUGGCUUAUCAGCCUGCAGAAAUAUAAGAACGUUGUGAUCGGUCCUUGGGAUCCUGCACGGCCUAUUAUUCGGAGGCAUUGGAACUAA
Messenger RNA from Penicillium paradoxum, 1503 nucleotides. RefSeq names its product phosphatidylinositol N-acetylglucosaminyltransferase (gene pigc). Lineage: Eukaryota; Fungi; Ascomycota; Eurotiomycetes; Eurotiales; Aspergillaceae. Gene Ontology annotation, biological process: GPI anchor biosynthetic process. The record is from RefSeq and is a predicted model, not a curated record. The coding region runs from base 1 to 1503 and encodes 500 amino acids. The transcript is spliced from 2 exons. Gene Ontology annotation, cellular component: membrane; glycosylphosphatidylinositol-N-acetylglucosaminyltransferase (GPI-GnT) complex.